This is a messenger RNA of Spizellomyces punctatus DAOM BR117, 537 nucleotides long. Its product is annotated as uracil phosphoribosyltransferase. The record is from RefSeq and is a predicted model, not a curated record. The transcript is spliced from 6 exons. The coding region runs from base 1 to 537 and encodes 178 amino acids. NCBI's taxonomy places the organism in Eukaryota, Fungi, Chytridiomycota, Chytridiomycetes, Spizellomycetales, Spizellomycetaceae.
AUGGUCAUUCUGGAGCAGACGUCGGAACUGAAGGCUCUGAUGUCCAUUAUCAGGAGCAAAGAUACGCAGCGAAGUGAUUUCAUUUUCUACAGUGACAGAAUUAUCAGGCUAUUGGUGGAGGAGGCUCUGAACCACCUCCCUUUCGUGGAGAAGACCGUGACAACACCAAUGGGGGCGCCGUAUAAGGGUCUGGCCUUCAAGGGAUCCAUUUGCGGCGUAUCAAUAAUGAGAGCUGGGGAAGCGAUGGAGCAAGGAUUAAGAGACUGUUGUCGGAGUGUGCGCAUUGGCAAAAUUUUGAUCCAGCGAGACGAAGAAACUGCCAAACCUCAAUUGUACUACGCCAAGCUACCCCCAGAUAUAUCGGAGCGCUUCUGUCUUCUACUCGAUCCGAUGCUCGCCACCGGCGGCUCUGCAAAUAAAGCUAUAGAAGUCCUUCUGUCGCAUGGCGUCUCGGAGGAGCAGGUGAUCUUUGUAAACCUGAUUUGCUCUCCGGAGGGCAUUGAAAAGGUGCUGCAUGUAUCCGCGAUCAGAUCGUAA